AUGAGUGAAUUAGUUGAAAAUCAGCUUUCGACGCUACGCUUCGUAGCGAAAGCAUUGGACAAUUUCAAGAAAAUUGGCCGGAAUAAUCUCACCUCCGCCAAGAUACGAAACCGAAUGACAUCACUCAAGGAAACGUGGAAUAAUUGCCUGGAAGGACAUCGCCUGUUGCUGCAACAUUAUCCGGAAUCAAAACGCGAUCUCAUCGCUUAUUUCCGAGACGAGCAACUGGAUCAAUACCAGGAAAUCUACUUGACAGCACUGGACUACAUGUCUGACUGUUUGGAGGAACUGGAACCGUGCGUGAGUCCGCUCCAAUCAAGCGACCGAUCUGUAUCUCAUAUACAGUCGGAAUCCGCGUUAUCAUUGAGACAUUUACCGCCCAUUCAAUUACCACCGUUCUCCGGUAAAGCCGACGAGUGGGAAACUUUUCGCGAUCGAUUCACUGCGUUAAUCAUAAAGAAUCCCGAAUUAUCCGAUUUCGCGCGCAUGCAUUUUUUGGUCUCAAGCUUGACCGAUAAAGCUCGCGAUGUUGUAGCGGGUACUUCUGUUACCGCUGAUAAUUUUGACGUCGCUUGGAAAGCAUUAACUUCUCGUUUUGAAAAUAAACGUAAACUUGUUGAACUUCACAUUGCUGAAUUAUACAAUUUACCUUCGGUUAACAAAGAAUGUGCCGCGGAAUUGCACGCUUUACGCGAUAAAACCGAUCGAGCGCUUUCAGCCUUAAAGCGGUUAAACCGAACCCAAAAGGAUAUACUUAAUGACAUUUUAGUCUAUUUUGUAUCGCUCACGCUUGACUCCGCCACUCGUCGCGCAUGGAAACUCAAAGCCGGAUCGGAAUCGACUCCGCCGAAUUACGAAGACUUGAUUACGUUUAUAUCAUCGCGUGCGCUCGCAUUAGAGGAAUUAGCUCCUUCCGCUGCAAACAAAGGUCGACAUACUGUUCAAGCGAACACUGCGACCUUCGCGCGUCAAUCUUCCGGUCCGUGUCCAGUCUGUAAGACACCGCAUUAUCUUAGUAGGUGUCAACAAUUUGUAAUUAAGAGUCCGAAUCAGAGACGCGAAAUUGUCAAGAAUUCAAAUCUAUGCUUCAAUUGUCUCGGAACGAAACAUUCCGUAAAAAACUGCCAAAGUAAAAAUACAUGUCGCAUUUGUUAA
Messenger RNA from Camponotus floridanus (Florida carpenter ant), 1155 nucleotides. RefSeq lists its product as uncharacterized. The record is from RefSeq and is a predicted model, not a curated record. Lineage: Eukaryota; Metazoa; Arthropoda; Insecta; Hymenoptera; Formicidae. Bases 1 to 1155 code for a protein of 384 amino acids. The transcript has a single exon.